Peromyscus leucopus (white-footed mouse) is the source of this 2483-nucleotide messenger RNA. It is a transcript of the gene Wdsub1, whose product is annotated as WD repeat, sterile alpha motif and U-box domain containing 1. The record is from RefSeq and is a predicted model, not a curated record. The transcript has 10 exons. Bases 656 to 2086 code for a protein of 476 amino acids. Lineage: Eukaryota; Metazoa; Chordata; Mammalia; Rodentia; Cricetidae. Gene Ontology annotation, biological process: protein ubiquitination. Gene Ontology annotation, molecular function: protein binding; ubiquitin-protein transferase activity.
CUUGAAAAACAAACAAACAAAAAAAAGCGAAUCUAAAACUUACCUCGAAUAAACAACAGGAACACCAAAGAUUUGUAAAUGAAUAUUGCUAAAUUUAAAUAAAGGAAUCAGACCAUAUAUUUUUAUGAGCUAUAGAGAGGAAUUUGGACUUUAAGUUUUUAAAUUUUGUUUUUGGAUCGUGUAUGGUCUGGCCAACUCCGUUUUCUCGGCAUCUUGGUUUCCCCGCCUCAAAUCUUUUGUGUCUUUAUGCAAACCGUGACAACACAACCACACUUCGAAUGAGAUUUUGGGGAUCUCUUCCCCGUCAAUAACUCAUGAGUAAAGCAAACAGCCUUGGCUCUCCUGUGACACAGUUAAGAGUGGAAAUGUUUCUGAGUUGAGAGUAACAGGUUUGAAGUGAGGCCAGCUUUUAGGUUCCGAAGGUGAAGCGAGUCUACUGGGGUGGUUAUGACCUGCAGAAGAGAUACUCUUACGUUUUCUGUUCCAUCAUCUCCUCAAAUUAUCCCAGGUACUAAAGUGUCCUUCAACAUGGGGGUGUGGGCGUCUUCGUUGGGUAGAUUCGUUUACACGCACUUGGGUUUCCCCGAUUCCUAGGCUGGCACCUAACGUUGACCUGUCUACAAACGCGCAGGCUGUCUUCCGUGGCGCGGGGAACAUGGUGAAGCUGAUUCGCACACUGGCGGAUCACGGUGAUGACGUCAGCUGCUGCGCCUUCUCCUCGUCCCUCUUGGCUACCUGCUCCCUGGACAAGACCAUUCGCCUGUACUCCCUGAGUGACUUCUCGGAACUGCCGCACUCCCCGUUGAGGUUUCACACCUACGCUGUCCACUGCUGCUGCUUCUCUCCCUCAGGACACAUUUUGGCAUCAUGUUCAACCGACGGCACCACGGUGCUUUGGAGCGCGCAUAGCGGACAGUCCCUGACGGUGAUGGAGCAGCCGGGCGGCAGCCCUGUCCGGGUCUGCUGCUUCUCGCCCGACUCGGCUUACCUGGCCUCAGGGGCCGCUGAUGGGUCUGUUGUCUUGUGGAAUGCACAGUCAUACAAAUUGUAUAGGUGUGGUGGUGUCAAGGAUGGCUCCUUGGUGGCCUGUGCAUUCUCUCCUGAUGGAAGCCUCCUUGUCACUGGCUCCUCUGGUGGAGAUUUAACAGCGUGGGAUAAUCGAAUGAGGUGUCUGCACAAUGAGAAAGCUCAUGACCUGGGGAUUACCUGCUGUGACUUUUCCCCACGGCCCCUUUCUGGUGGAGAACAAGGCCUUCAGUUUUACCGAUUGGCAUCAUGUGGUCAGGACUGUGAAAUCAAACUCUGGGUUGUUUCCUUUACCCCUGUCUUAGGCUUUGAAUUAAAAUAUAAAAGUACACUACGUGGGCACUGUGCCCCUGUUCUGGCUUGUGCUUUUUCCUACGAUGGACAGAUGCUUGUGUCGGGGUCAGUGGAUAAGUCUGUCAUCAUAUACGAUAUCGGCACCCAGAGUGUGCUGUACACAUUGACGCAGCAUACCAGGUAUGUCACAACUUGUGCCUUUGCGCCCAACACCCUGUUGCUUGCCACUGGCUCCAUGGACAAGACUCUGAACAUUUGGGAGUUUGACCUGGAAACACCUUGCCAAGCAGGAAGCACGGGCGAUCAGCAGAAGCCACUGAUUGAAGACUGGUCAGAGGAGGACGUCUCAACGUGGCUCCGUGCUCAAGGCUUGGAAGAGCUCGUCAGCGUUUUCCAGAUGAACAACAUUGACGGAAAAGAACUGUUGCAUCUCACAAAGGAAAGUCUGGCUGGCGAUUUGAAAAUUGAAUCUCUAGGGCUACGCAGCAAAGUGUUGAGGAGUAUCGAAGAGCUCAGGACCAGGAUGGACUCCCUUUCUUCUGAAAUUCCUGAUGAGUUUGUCUGUCCGAUAACUAGAGAGAUUAUGAAGGACCCCGUCAUAGCAUCAGAUGGCUAUUCCUAUGAGAGAGAAGCCAUGGAAAGCUGGAUCCACAAAAAGAAACGCACGAGCCCCAUGACAAACCUGGUCCUUCCUUCGCUGGUACUGACACCAAACAGGACUCUGAAAAUGGCCAUCAAUCGAUGGCUAGAGACACAUCAGAAAUGAAUCGUUCAUAGGGUAUCGGAUACAUUUUCCAGUGAGGUCAUUCAGCGCUGACCAGGCAUUACAAAAGCAAAUAGGAAAAGACAUGAAAUUCAGUUACUUUUAAAACUGUAAAUCACCCUUAAAACACAGAAUUAUAUAUCUAAUGUCAUUGCUGUUUCUAUAAAAGUGAAAAUAUUUUUGCACUAAUGGGGAAAUGUGUAGAAAUAAGACUUUGCCGAGACUUUAAAUUACAAUGCCUAACUGUGUUAUUAGGUGUAGGCCUCAUCCUGGAGUAGUCUCGAUUCUAUGGUUGUUUCCAUCUUGGAUAAAGCCAUUUAAUAGUUUUCAGAGAGCUUUAGAAUAGAAUUUUCACACUGUAAUUGUAAAUUGCUUAAUAAAUUGGAAAAAAAUUACUCCA